GUUAAAAUUUUGUUUUAGUGUAUGGUGCCGCAAACCCAAAUUAUGGUUAUGGUCAAGACAGUGGAUAUGGUGCUUACCAACCACCCCACCCACCAAUGCCUAGCAGUUAUGGCAAUGAUAACACAUAUGGUGGUCAUUAUGCUACCUUUAAUUCUGGUUAUGACCAACCUGCACCUACAUACCACAGCACAGGGUCAUAUGGGGCCAUUGGUGAACCUGUGAAACCGGCAGGGAUUGUUCCUGGACAGUUUUCAUCACCACCACAAGAAUCUAACUGGCAAGGCUAUGAUAAUUAUGGUGGAAAUACCCAACAGUAUGGUAUGGAUAAUGGGUACAAUACUCAAAUGGGAUAUAAUGAAUAUUCAACACAAAGCAACUACCAACAAGAUAGUGUCCCUCCAAGCUACGGGUUUGCCAACAAUAGUGGUGGGACUGGGGGUUAUCGGGGACGUGGUGGAAUUCAACAGGGUCGUGGUGGAUUUGAUGGGACAGAUGGAUACAGUAGGGGUGGUAGAGGUGCAGGGAGGGGUAGAGGUAGAGGGCAGUAUGGUGGUGAAGGACAGAUUGAAGGUGAUAAUAUGGGUAGUGGAGGUGGUGCCAGUGGCAGAGGAAACAGAGGUAGGGGUAGAGGACAAUUUGAGAGUGGUAAUAGAGGUAGAGGGCAAUUUGAUGGUGGAAACAGGGGUCAGUUUGGUGGCGAGAACAGAGGUAGGGGUGGUAGCAGAGGAAGAGGGUAUGUUAGUGGAGAGAACGUGAGUGGAGGGCAGUUUGAUAAAGGAAGAGGGCAAGGUUAUGGUGGUAACAGGGGAAGAGGCAAGUUUGAAGGUGGAAAUAGAGGUAGGGGAGACGGUGUUAAUAGAGGACGAGGGCGGUCCGAUGGUGGGAACAGGGGCAGAGGUCAGUUUGGUAGUACCAGAGGCAGAGGAUGGGUGCCAGAAGGUUCACAAGGUUUGGGACAGGAUGCUCCAAGGGGUAGAGGUCAGGUUGGGGCAAGAGGUAGAGGUGGGGCAAGGGGCAAUGGACAAACUGGAAUCAGAGGUAGGGGACAAGAUGGUGGAAGGGGGCAACGUGGUGGUGCACGCGGAAGAGGACAGUACGAUGCUACCAGGGGAAAUGGACAAGCUAGCAGAGGUCGUGGAAGAGGCAAUGGUGGCAUUUCUGUUCUACCUGGUAUCAAGACAAUAAAACCAUUUAAAAGUUAGUAAAUAUAUGUCCAUAAAUUUUUAUUAGCAUUCUCCCCUCGACAAACCAAAUAUUCUGGUGUUGGACAAAGUAAAAUGAUAGAGUACAAGGACUAUUAACAAGACACCAAGUGGUUAACCAUUAGUUAGUUUGGUUAACUCAUUGGUAUGCAACCCUCGAUGAGUAAAACAUGUUGUUUACUUUAUACAGUGUAUACAUGAGGGCAAUAGAUAUACCAUACCUUGUACAAAGUUUUAGAAUCAGAAAUUCAAAUUGAUCAACACUAUCCCCUUCAAAAGUAAAAUCAUCUGGCAUUAGAGGGAAGAAUGCAUUCAGGUGCAGUAGUUAGUUAACAUUUAGUCAUUCAUGAACAGUUAGAUUUGCUAACCCAUGAAAUGACCAUCACUUUCCCUUGACAAGUAAAAUUGUCUGUUUGGUUACACUUUAAGAGGCAGUUUUCGCUUCUUUCCUUUUUAAAUCGCAUUAGCAAGUCAAGAAACAAUAUUAAACUACAAUUAUUAAUGCUGCUUUCAAAUUGAUGCCAUAUUUACAACAAUAUACAGUGUAAGCUCAGUGUAAGCUCAAUAGAUCAUUUUUUUGGCACACACCCCUCAUGGUAAUCUGCUUCGGUUGACAGGGUCAGCGUGUAUAAAUAAAAUUUCUAUCUUCUAUCUAAGCAAAACUUACCAAACUCCAGACAUCAUUUCUUUUUGGCGUACAAUCUAAAACUUCUUCAAGGAUACAAAUUUGAAAUAAGCGUUGUCCCAGCUUGACAGUGGCCGCUGUAUACAAGACGUGAUAAUCUGUGAUUUACCGUUGUAAACAGAACAAGGACCACAUCUAAUACCGAUGGGUAAUAGACGGUUUAACCAUGCAGAAUUCCUGGUUAAUUUAACCUGCCGUUAUGGUUGAAUGAACUAACCAGAUUAUGUUAGAUGGUCCAUUAACAUGAAAUGUUUAACCUUAGAGUGUAAUAUACGUAGUUUUUGAAAUGUAAAUUUUAAGACCGUUUUUUUGUAUGUAAACGUCACAUAAAUGUACCGAUAUGGAAAUUCACCAAUAUUCCGAUAACCGAUUUUUGAGGACCGAUAUUUUGCCGAUAACGAUAUUCUAUGUCAUUUCACAAUGUCAAUUCAAAGAUGACAUCAUGAUAGUUCUACUUUAAUACUUUUGAAUUUAAUUCAAUUCAUUUGUUACUAAAUACUGAAAAUAUCAAAUGAAAUGCUGCAAAUGCAUGCAACAAACUGGUAUAUUACUACUGUGCGCUAGUGACUGUUUAUCUGUUGUGUUAUCUAUUGGCCCAGACUGCAACUAUAACUAAUCAUUAAUAUUUAACAACAGUUUGUAAUAUCGGUAAUAUCAACAACAAAAUUACCGAUACCGAUAUUUCUAUUUUAGGAUAUCGGUGCAUCACUAAAUACAGUAGUUGGUGUAACACAUUCAACAAUAUCAGGGCUGCAAAUUACUGUCGGACAUCGGACAAUGUCCGACUAAUGUCACAUUAUACAUUUGUUUGCUGUCACAAAAUCCGAUUGCAAAUUAUUCACUCAAUUUGCAUUUUGCAAUAAUAUUUACGAGGCAUUCUAGCAUUUAACUUAACGUUGCGUCGGAAUGGCUAUACAUACUUUUCUCGUGACUUAUAUAUAUCUUGUGUCGUAUACUGUAUAGGUCUGACCAAAUUUAGUGGUGUUCGUUUUUGUCCGAUCAAAUUCAAGUUAUGUCCGACCAAAAUUAAAAGUGAUCGGACAAAUGUCCUGUCAAGUCAAAUAUUUAUUUGCAGCCCUGAAUAUCUUAAGAAAUUUCCUUUUUUAUUGUAUAGUGUCAACUGCAGAUGCCCAAGGUUUUAUAUCGUACAAAAACAAUCUUCAAGAGUAUGCCCAAAAGAACCACAAACCCAUCCCUCAAUACACAUGCCAGAAAGCAGACAUUGGUUAUACAGCAACUGUAAGUGUUGAUGGCAAGAUGUUCUCAUGCCUGCAGUCGCAACGAGAAAAGAAAGAUGCCGAACAAUGUGCUGCAUUUCAAGCGUUGAAGGAUCUGGGAUAUAUUAACCCUAAUGAUAUGUUUAGUCCUAAAUUGGGAACUGAAAAAGGUAAGCUAUGAAGGAUAGUUAUGCAGCGCUGGUUAAAGUAGUAUACUUUUUAAUGGAAAUUUCGAAUGUUGUACAAUUUUUCAGUUGAGAAAAAUGCAACUAUGGGACCUGCGAUUCCGGUGCUGCGCUCCAACCAACUGAGCUAUAGAGUCCAGAGUACUGCCAAAAUCAAGAUAAAUAAAUUCCUGGGAACUAGGUUGCCAGCUUUCGAUACUAUUUCCACCUCUGCCCUGUACAGCCAAUGGCUAAUAAACGUGUGGCCUUCCCUUUAAAUAUAUAGUUGGUUGAAUAUUUAUUUUGACGCUGCUCGCAUGAUUAUCUCCGCCGCGAGGUUAUGUUUUGAUCCACGUUUGUAUGUGUGUAUAGGAAAAUUUUAAAAAUAGUUGAACAACAAGAAAUAGGAAACCCACACAUUUUUUUUGCCUAAGGCAUUCACUUUACAAUGUCCGGCAAAGCAACACAAACUUUUGCUAAGGCCCUUAGUAAAGUGAAUGCGUAAUUAGCCUAUAUUCAGGGCUGCAAAUUACUGUCGGACAUCGGACAAUGUCCGACUAAAUUUGGCAAAAGUAAUUUUGAUCGGACAUUGGUCCGAUCACAAAAAAAAAAUUGUCACAUUAUACAUUUUUUUGCUGUGACAAAAUCCGAUUGCAAAUUCACUCAAUUUGCAUUUUGCAAUAAAAUUUACGAGGCAUUCUAGCAUUUUACUUAACGUUGCGCCGGAAUGGCUGUACAUACUUGUCUCGUGACUUAUAUAUAUCUUGUGACGUAUACGUAUAUGUCCGACCAAAAUUAAAAGUGAUCGGACAAAUGUCCUGUCAAGUCAAAUAUUUAUUUGCAGCCCUGUUAGUAUAACUUAUGCAUGAUAAAAAUUUAAUUCUCUGGCGAAGGUAUGCAGUCAGCCAGUCUCCAAGUUCCCUCUGGUCAUUGCAUGGUUUUAUACUUGUGUUGAUCCAUUUUUUAGAGAAAAACAAAAAGAGACCAUCGAAAGACGGUGACAGUGCUGAGCCAAGUGCUAAAGUAGCUAAACAAGAAGAAGCUGCACCUGGGCCGCAACUUCAGUCUUAUAAAAGCAAGCUGAAUGAAACAGUUAUGAAAAUGAGAUUGGACUUACCAACAUACAGCACUGUAAGAGCAGCUGGUGGAUUUUUAAGUACAUUGGUACUAAACGGACAGGGUAAGAACUAGCUACGGUACUGCCCUUCGUACUUCCUUCGGCUUCACUCGACUAUGAUUACGAUUAGCAUUUCUAUAGCGCAAAUUUACAUGUUGAUUAGACCGCUAGCAGUCCCUCGGAAGAAAGGAGGGACCGCCGACGACAAAUCAAGAAACGAAAUACGCCCACUUUUCGCUCUUGUCAAGUUGGCUCCGCCUUUGCAUAAACAUUACUUAUAUCCAAUUAAUUAUAUCCAAUAGAAACCGUAAUGUCAUGUUUAUUUAUAAAAUCAACGUUCAGUCUGGAAAUUAUUUAUAGCAUAAUUACUACAUAUCAGAUUUGAUUGACAGGCGUAUCGAUUUCGACCAAUGGGAAUUUUGCGUUGUGUGGGCAACGCGUAUUUCAUUUCUUGAUGUGUUGUCGCCAGUCCCUCCUUUCCCUUCGCAUGCCCGAAUUCUAAACCCGUGGAAAGGAGAUACCGCUCUCAGUCUACAUGUUGAUGUGAUCAAAUGCGCUUUACAUCGAGUAUUACGCGUAGGGACCGGUCAUUAUUUAUGGUGGGGGGUGGCACCGAUGAGAAAUGUUUUUCCUGGUAAAAAUUUUGCUGACCCAACCAUUAAAAAGCAAAAAAUUUGAUUACCCAACCUCAAAUAUCAAUUAAAAAAUAACUACCCACCCCUGGGCAAAACCUUUACAAAAGAAUACCAUUCAGUUGACACACAUGUCCUUUACUACUUCUGUGACACAAGUUUGAUAACUAAACUUUCAUGUUGUAUAUGUACAUGUACUUUCUUUGGAGACACCAUUUGUCUCGCAACAAAUCGGAAACCAGAGUAGCGAGCGAAACGUGAUUGAUAUACCUGGUUGCAGUGAACGAACAAACUUUAAAUGAUCAAGAUAGUGACUCUGAUUGAUUCACAUAUUGUAUUGACAUACGACUGUUGACAUUGCUUUUCAGUGUCCAAUAUUUAAGUGAGUCAUGCUUUGGAAAUGACAAUAACUUUUUAUUACCCAACCCUUGAGUUGUUUUGUUUUUCAUUUACCCAACCUUUUAGUUACUCAAAAUUUAGUUUACCCAACCCUUUUCUCUUCGGUGCCACCCCCCGCCAUAAAUGACCGGUCCCUUACCUAACCCCACACGUGGCCAAGACUAUUUUAUCAUUACAACAAUUGUGAUAUUACUUUCUUAACUGCAUGUGUCUAUAUUGGCCCACCACCCUUGUCACCUUUCCCUGCAUGUGGGAGGAAACCGGAGCGCCCGGACAAAACCCACGACUUUCGGCAGAGCGUUGACUGACUCUUUUCACAUGAGUCAAUAGCGAGAAUCGAACCCACGAAAGGCGCUUGCUUUGCCGACUGCGCUACCGAAGUCCACUCGAAAACAAAUGGUGCAGCCUCACCUUUGUUAUUGGUCCACCUUGUGGAACGGUGGAAACUGCUCUAACCUUGACAGGCUUUUAAGUUGCGAAAGGGAGCAGUGAGGAUUAUUAAUGGGUCAACCAACGAAACAUGGCCAGCUGAAUUUUUCAAAUGCAACUUGAAAUGGUUGCCCGUCGCUAAAAUUCUAUACAUCGUGAUCUUAUCGUGAUGUUCAAAGUAAUGAAAGGUUUAACACCAAAUUAUUUGACCCAAUUAUUUUGCGAUAAUCCACGUUUUAACGUGCGUAGCAACCAUAUAAAUCUUUCGCUAGAUAAACCCAAAACCAACUUGCACAAGAGACCUUUUUCUUACAGAGGAGCUGUGAGCUAGCAUAGUUGUAUAUAGUCUAGAUGAUCAUAUUCAAAGUAACGUUAACUCUAUAUUCUCUUAAUUCCUUCAGAAAACAUCUAUAUAACUGAUUUCCACUUCUUAACUUUGUAAAAUUUCUAGUGUUUAUAUUAAUUUAUAUAAUUGUAAUAUUUGUGUAGAGAGUGAGCACGGCCCUUUGAAAAGCAGAUCAUGUGAAAGGCUGCCGUGUCUUGUAAAUAAAUGUAAAUAAAUGUAAAUAAUAAUUGAUUGUGGCCACAUUUUCUAAAACCUGCAUAUUUAUAUUUCAGCAUAUCAAGGAGUCAAUUUUUUCGGGACAAAAAAGCUUGCUGAACAACAUGUUGCUGAAAUUGUAUUUAAUCAACUGGAUUCAAUCAAGGCUGAAACCGCUAUAGCGGAUGACCAUGUCGUUUUGGAGAGCCCAAGUAAGUAAAAAUGAUGUUACUGUUCUGUUAACCUCGUCUUAUUUUAAAUGGUCGAAAUGACCAUGACUAAUAAACGGUCUUUGCCAGCAUAGAUAGUGCCGGAUUGAUAGGGAUGCAACUGCAUGCCUUAAAAAUACGGAGAACUUCGACGUUUCGAGCGAAGAUCUUUCGUUGGGAAGCUAGGAUGCUACUAAUUUCCCGACCAAGGGCCUUCGCUCGAAACGUCGAGGUGCUCCUUGUAUUUUUCAGGUACUGUAUAGUUGCAUGCAUCCCUAUCAAUCCAAAUCUUUCCUAUGAUUAAAGAUAUUUAGAAUUGCGCAGACCUUAAGCUCAGUUAGGCGAGUUGCAACUCUCGCAUUUCACCGGCAACUCUCGUCGACGCUCAUCAACUUUGAUCUGGUUGACAUUUUGAUGAGCAUUGAUGACAGUUUUCGCUACGCGCGCGGUAAUACCCAAUUAACUCUCAUGAAUUCUUGCUUCCCAAGUUGAGAAAACUCUCAUGUAAACUCUCGCUUCUCAAUUCUCAUCCACCCUCAUCCUCGUUCAACCGGAGUUCUAUUCAAAACUGGCCUUUGAAUUAAUAUUCUUUAUAUAAGUGUCUAAAUUGGCACUUAUGAGCUCAAAACAAGUUCACUGUUGCCAAUAAUAGAGAAUAAUACAUGGGUGCGCGGAAAUACCAGAUUUAUUUCGAGUGUUGAACAUGAUAUCUCACGAGUGAGCGCAGCGAACGAGUGAGAUAUCAUGUUCAACACGAGAAAUAAACCUGGUAUUUCCAAGCACCCAUGUAUUUUUCUGUUUAUUAUAUAAACAAAAUUCAGUGAAAAAAAUAAAACGUCCGUGGCAAUGCGUUCUACAACAAAUGAUAUUUUCACACGUAAAAAUAUCGUAUUUUUUACGUGUGUUUAAAUACGAUUUUUCUCAGUGGCCAAAAACUCUAUAUAACACUUAUGUUUAUAUAAUAAAUUUUCUUAUAACAGAAUAUUAAUCGGGCAGUCAUUUACUGGUAAACAUCUAUACGUCUUCUCAAGCAAAACCUUCGUCUUUGCCCUCCGAAUUCCUUAUUCCUUUUUUGCGAUUCUUCAUGCAUGGGAAGUGCCGAUGUGUAUGGUAUUUUCGCACGUGUUAAUUUGUUUCACAAAGCGAACGAGCGAAUGCAAUGAGCGAGUGAGUUUUGUGAACUCGAAUUUAACAAGUGCAAAAAUACGAUGUAAACGUACUUCCCCAAAAUGUUUCAUGCACAUUCUUUGCAUAUAAGUCGAAACAAAGUCCGAAAUAAAUAUCUUGAGAAAUCCACGAUGUUGAUUGAUGCAAAGCUAUAUAGAUAAGGGGUUGUCUAUGUUAUUGUUUUAAUCCAUAUCUUAUAUUUCCCUUUAUGUUUAUUCUUGAACUUUGUUUCGUCUUAUAUCAUUUAACUAUAAAUAUUGUGGCUGAUAUACUGGUUUCUUUUAUAGCUUAUUAGGUCAAACAUCGCGCUUAAAGGCACAGUUCAGCCUUUUGAAUGAUGGUUUUAAGGUGCAUUACAACCCUUCCAAUUGAAAUCAAAGGCCGUUGAGGCCGACUCACGGAUAAGAUCAAAUGAAAGUGACAAAAAGAAUUAGAGCAGUUUGCAGUUGUUUUUGCAAACCGGGCACCGUGCGAAUUUUGCUAUUUCACCCAUUUGUCGUGCUUUUUUUGCCAAAUCAAAAGAACGAACGCGUGCUCCAGCCCGAUUUCCGGUUCUGAAAGGUCCGAUUCGCGGGCAAACAGUGCGCGCAAAGCAAGCUGGUCAUUUCCCAUUGUUUAACUGCCCUACACUCAACCCACACUCAAGUAACCACAAAGACUCACAAAGAGUCAAAAACUAACUAGGAAAAUAAAUUAAGCAUAAUUCAAGAUCAGUGAACUCAAUGUUGUUAACAUUAAAAAUGUUAAAAAAUGUUAAAAACAUUAAAAUCACUGAUCUUGAAUUAUGCUAAAUUGAUUUUCCUAGCUAGUUUUUUUUUCAAUUAAAAGGGUUGUAAUGCGCCUUAAAAACCAUCAUUCAAAAGGCUGAACUGUGCCUUUAACAUGUGCUGAACCUAAUUUAAAUGACGUAAACUCAUUGGUUGAGCUCAUUGCCGGUUCGCCACAUGAUAAGCGCGACGUUUGAACUACACGCCUAAAAAUCUCACAUGCAGCUUGUCAAAAAGAUGUGUCACACUGCUUAGUCCUAGUUUUUGACAAUUCUGGAACAAGUUGUUAUCAUCUUAUAACAAGGUUGAUGAGGCCAUCAGAUUCGCUACAAGUUGUUUCAACAAGUCUGAUAUCAUCCGCACGUAACAAGUUGAUUACAACAAACUCGUAACAACUUGUUACGAACAGCCUAUGCUAGUCUUAUUGGAACAACUUGUAGCAAGCCCAUUGCCGUCAUCAACCUUGUAGCAAGGUGAUAACAAGUUGUUCCAGACUUGUUACAACAACUGGGAACAAACAAUGCGAACACAUCCUGAUAUCUGCUUGACAACAACCUUGUUGCAACUCGUUUGCAGAUCUGUAACAACUUGCUUGUUUUUACGUGUGUAGACCUUUUGGUCUGUUUUGUUACAUUUUAGGCUACGUUUACACUUGCACCAGAUAGCUUUCCGUAGCAACGUAGAAAAACGCAUGUCCGUACCUUUAGGAACGCUGUUUUCAGCGGAAUUAUUGCGACGGAGAGAUUUUGUUUCGGUCGGCUUCUGAAAAUUGUACAUUCCGUAUCGAAUAGGUGCUUUUUCGCGCCGCUACGGAUAGCUCUCCGGUAUGGUGUAAACGUAUCCAUAAUGGGUGAAUGUACAAGACGAAAUUGCCGUGCGGAAUGACAUUCGAAUAAUGGAAUGCGGAGUGACUGUGGAAUGCCAUGCGAAAGCAAUUUUCGAGGCCGUUUUCAGGGUUUCCAAUACAAUUUCGAACAGCAGGUGUUUGAAAUUGUUAUAUGAUGCGCUAGCACAUAUUUCACAGGGCCCAACCAUUGAGAAGCCAGGUCUAUGCACCGAGAACAUUUCUGGAUUUAAGAACCUCAGUCGUUUCAAAGCACUUACAUGUAUAACAAUAGCUUUGAAGUAAAAUAUAUACCAAGGGCCAUGAAGGCUGUUCACAUGACAUUGAGUUUCACUAUUUUUUAUUUCAACACAAUUUGCAAAAAACUGCACUGUAGGUACUGAUGUUAAUUUGAUGCAUGAGCAGAACGAGAGAGUUCGAGGGGAGAUUUCCUGGACUGUUUGCUUUCCAUGCAAAGCUGUUUAACAUUCUUUGAAGUAUUUCUUUGAAGUAUUCUUCAAAGUAAGCGGCGUUAGAUUGUCAUACGACUGACAGAAAACAGCCGGCUGUAGGCUUCUAUAGGAAACCCUGUUUUUAUAACCCUAACCAAUUCUGCAGUCAUUCUAUAUUCUAUUUCGCCUGGCCAUUCCACCCGGCCAUUCCACCUUAUACAUUCACCUCAUUCCCAACUUCCUUAUUAAACAAUCAGAAUUUGUGAUGCAAAUAACAAAUGAAUAUACUGAAUGCCGUUGCUUACUAGAUGCCGUUUUAAGCACGUCUGACUCAGAAAAAGAGCCUUCGGCCAUCCCUAGCUCGCCUCCAAAACCUCCCAGCGCUCCUAAACCGAAAGCCACGAAAAACAUCGUGCAAGAAUAUUGCCAAAAGAAUGGUAUGCAGAUUCCGAUAUAUAAUACAAUUAAGGACUCUGGCAUGUUUAUUGCGACAGUCACCGUAAAUGGCGUGGAAUAUGUCGGUACGCCUCACAUUAUGAAGAAAACCGCUGAACAGAAUGCGGCCAAGAAAGUCUGUGAACAACUCGGGCUCAAGUAGUUGACCUGUUUGACAUUAUACGACUGUUCGCAUUGUUUGUCAUUUUACCUCAGCUCUUAGUGUAAUUGUCCAUUUAGAUACUGAGAUGUUUACAUCUAUUAGAGAGCUUAAGCACAGAAUAGAGACAAACCGAAGGUCGACUCAGCUAAAAAAGCGUAACCACAUUCGCAAUGAUUCGUCAUCAAAAUGCUGACGCCAUGAUCCUAGGCAGUGCCGCUUAUGAGAGGAAUUCACUCCCCUGGACGUCCGCCAUUUUGAACUGGCUAAGAUUAUGGCGUCAGCGUUGCAACGGUUACGCCAAAAUCAUAGGCAACACCAAGAAGUCGACCUUCUGUGUGUCUUUAUACUGUGGCUUAAGGUACGUUUACACACAACGAUUAAUCGGGCCGAUUUAGCUUUAAUAAGUAAACGAUAUUUGAAAAAAUGCUGUCAACGUCAUCUUGACAACAUUCGUCAUUAUUAACAUUCGGCAAAACCUGAAAUCGUCCCGAUUUGUUGUGUGUGUGUGAACGUAGUUUUAAGCAAUCGACGUUGUUGACGACACGGACAUCACGUGCACUCACACAAUUUGACCGUUAAUUAUGGCGUCAGCAGAUCGUGUUUGAAACGGCAGUCGACGCAGUCUCACGUUUGUGAUUUCAAACAAGAACGGCUGUCGCCAUCUAUAACGGAUCGAUUUUACGUUUGCGAAUAAAAAACAUCGCUUGCUUAAGUUCUCUAUUAAUCUUUGUCUUUAUGUAUUUUAUACAUUUUCCGUGUUGAUAUACAGUUAUAUCAACACGAGUGGAAAUUGGGAAAACGAGAAAUUAUGUGGAAACACGAUGCCUGGAGGGCGGAGUGUUUUCACACAAUUUCGAGUUUUCCCAAUCUCCACUAGUGUUGAUAUAACUGUAUAUCAAUACGGACAAAUGUUUUAUAUUUUUUAUAAUAUAGCGCAAAGAAAUAUAAAGAAAGAAAUUUUCCGUGUUGAUACUGAGUUUUAGUAUUUUUGCACAAGUGAAUAUAACAAAUCCUACAAGUUGAUUGGUCAAAUUUGACGUAUUAAGCUGUUAUAUUCACCUGCAGGUGAAUAUAACAAAAUCGAAAUUUGCAAAAUGGCAGCUAGAUUUUUUGUGGAAGUUACUGACAAAAGUAAGCGAAACUAGUUCAGUUCCAGUUUGUAAAAAUACUAAAACGAUUAUUCGCCUCAGGCUCGGUGAUUAUCGGGGAAUAUUUACCUCGACUUCGUCUCGGCGAAUAUUCCUCGAUAAUCACCUCGCCUUCGGCGAAUAAUUGUUAUAUAUCAACACGGCUCUUAGCCAAUCAGCGUUCAGAACUUACAAGUGCUAUAUUAUAAAUCUGAAUAUAAAUAACAAAUGCAUAAAGACAAAGAAACGAUAUAAGCAUCAUGUGGUCGGAAAUGGCCAAUUUUCAUACGACGUUGAGGAAAUCUAUAUAUAAGCAUUGUUUUAGUUUUUAUUCGUGUUGCUUUAAUUAAAGGGAAAUAGACAUGGCAACUGUUAUUAAACAUUUCAAAAGAACGUCACUGAAGAACAAAUUUGGGUCGUUGAUAACAUAACAAAUCGUGCUUGGUUUUGACCAUGGAUAAUAAAAUAAACGGAUAGGAAACUAGCUGACGUGACCUAAUGUUUUCAACGGGCUGAUGGCGUGAUUGGAUGUUGAAACCUAGUUGCAAACCAAAUUCUCAAAAACGGCAUGUUUAGCAAUAAUACAGCUAACCAUUUUAGUCAAAGAGCAAAUGAAUAUAACUACGCCAUUCUACGAUGAAAUCUCUAAGUAUUCCCAGUCAAUUUUAGCAAAUAUUUCAAGCACUAAACAGUGAAAAAUGCGUCCCAAUUUCGUUAAAAUUCGUUAAGACGCCAAUUUCGUAGCUACAAAUGUAAAAAAAUACAAAACAAAGACGAAAAACAUUUACCUUGAAUACUUUGUCGUGGCUUAGGCAUGUUUUUAAAACAAUUAGACCAGUUGAUGCUUCAAUAUUACUCUUUUAAAGCGGAAAGUAUAGCGAAACAACAAAAAUGCCGAGAACUUUGCAAUACGCUUGACGUUACAGAUUGCAACCAGGUUGUUUUUGCUUACGUCAGCUAGAGUCCUAUCCAUUUAUUUUAUUAUCCAUGGUUUUGACUGAUGGUCAGUCAGGCCAAGUUUCAUGAUUCAGAUGUUAGUAUUCUUCCUCAAGUGUUGUCAGCCUCGUUAUGUUUCUUAUGUGGACUGGCUACGUUUGAGUUUUACGAACUACUUGAUGAGAUAACUUGUUAUGUUUAUAUGGAAUAAAAUUUAUAAAAGUCUGGAA
This is a messenger RNA of Paramuricea clavata, 12695 nucleotides long. The record is from the annotation of a GenBank genome assembly. NCBI's taxonomy places the organism in Eukaryota, Metazoa, Cnidaria, Anthozoa, Malacalcyonacea, Plexauridae.